AAAUGCUGUCUCCCUUUUAUCUGCUUAAAGAGCAACAUAUAGUUCAUAGUUUGAAGAUAAGAAUCUUGUCAUAGAUUCUGUUUCUGCAUGAAUAAUUGAAUAUCCAGAUUCUACAAUUCACAUUAUUCCAUCUUGAUUAAAAUCAUCAUAUACGGUGAGAGUAAUGAUUAUUUUUAUAGAUGAAUAAUUUUUGUCAAGCCUCGUUCCUUUCAAGGGGUGCUUCUACUCUUAUGUGUGAUCCAUAUUUUCCCACGAAACCAAUGGAAUCACAUUAGUCCUUACUUGAUUGUCACUUUGCUAAGAUAGGGUGACAAUUUAUUUAUUUUUGCGUUGUUCAUUGAAUAUACAAAAUACAUGGAACAGUAAAAUGACAAGAUAAGUCUCAAUUAACACAGCUAUUAUACACUUUGUUGUGGAUUUUUGUACUAUGCUGUUCUUGUUCAUAAACAUCAAGACAUGUUAGAGAGAGUUAUUCGUUCGGCUACGGAUUCCAUAGCAUCUGUGUUAUAUUUUCUACUCGAUAGAUUUAUGUAAUGACAAAAGAUUCAACACGUGUUUGCCCGUAUUGCACUUAGUAAAAGAUCUCGAAGUAGAACAAGAAGAAUCCUAACUCACUUGUGUAAAUUUACUCUCUCGAAAUCUUUAGGUCUUAAAUGAGUCUCUCAAAAUCUUUAGAUGUUAAUGAGUAAACCGAUAUAUCGUCUCUUUUAUAAAUUCGUUUUACUUAUAUUGUUGAUCCCAAAAUUUAUUCGUUCUUGUUAUUCAUAACUUUUUAAAGUCGUUUGACUCAUAGUGGUGUCGGAAAUUUGUUCGUUCCUUAUUAUCUAUAGUUUUGAAAUUGUGGUUCUGAUAUCAUUUUAACUCUAUGGAAUAUUUAGGCAUCCGGGUGUAUGUUGUUAAUCUAAUAGACAAGGUAUCUAAAUUUUCUUAUAAAUAUGUUGGUUCUAUUACUAGUACAUAUACAAAUUUUAGCUCACUAAAGAAGUCGGAGUAGCUAUGAAGGCCUGGAACAUACUGUUGUUCACUAUCUGUUUUCUAUAUGUCCCUUCAAGCCAUGCAGCAAAUUCAAAUCUUUUCCGGGAGUACAUUGGAGCAGAAUCUGACUCUGUCAAGCUGUCCGACUUGCCUAUAAACUCUGACGUCGAAUUUCACUUCAUCCUCGCAUUUGCCAUAGAUUACACUACUGAUAGUCUUGCACCUACUGACGGUGUUUUCAAUGUUUUCUGGGAAACAAAAAAUCUGGGUCCUCAUGACAUCGCUUCGAUAAAAGAUAAGCACUCAAACGUCAGAGUUGCAGUUAGCUUGGGAGGAGAUACUGUUGGAAGUGGUCAUAAACAUGCAAAAUUUACGCCAAAGUCUAUAAACUCUUGGGUCAAGAAUGCAGUUUCUUCUCUGACCACGAUCAUAAAACAGUACAACCUUGAUGGUAUCGACAUCGAUUAUGAGCAUUAUGAUUCAAAUUCGAAUACAGACAUGUUUGCAGAAUGCAUUGGACAACUGAUAACUAAACUUAAGGACGAUAAAGUCAUCUCAUUCGCCUCCAUUGCGCCUUUUGAUGAUGGCGGAGAAGUUCAGAGUCAUUACUUGGCCUUAUGGAGGAAAUACGGGCAUGUCAUCGACUAUGUUAAUUUUCAGUUCUAUGCAUAUGAUAAGCUGAGUGUUCCGCAGUUUCUGCAGUACUAUAACCAACAGCUUCAUAACUAUGAAGGUGGUCAGCUUUUAGCUAGCUUUAUCAUUGAUGGUAAUAUUGGCUUGAAGCCCGACGACGGGUUUUUUGAGGCUUGUAAAGAAUUGAAAGGACAGGGAAAGCUUGGGGGAAUAUAUGUAUGGUGCGCUGAUGAAUCUAAGAACAACGGGUUCAAAUACGAGAAGAAAUCUCAAGCAUUGUUGGCGUCGUCUUGAUCAGAAUGCACAGAAGCAGAAUAAUGAAGAUAUUACGUGUGAUGACUAAUGCAAGUAAAUAAUUUGUCUCGGCCAAGUUUGCAGAUGUUCUGAUUUAAGCCAGGGGUUGUCUAAUAAUCUAUUUGUUCAUCCUGUAAUCCCCAACUCUCCAGAUACCGAAACUUUUACAUAAUAUCAGGAGAAAGAUCUGUUAUAUAUGUCUACUGUUAUGUGUUGGUUGUUUUUGUUAUUUAUUUGGCCUUGUUUGUUGA
Messenger RNA from Daucus carota subsp. sativus, 2153 nucleotides. RefSeq names its product chitinase 2. Gene Ontology annotation, molecular function: hydrolase activity, hydrolyzing O-glycosyl compounds. Gene Ontology annotation, biological process: carbohydrate metabolic process. NCBI's taxonomy places the organism in Eukaryota, Viridiplantae, Streptophyta, Magnoliopsida, Apiales, Apiaceae. The coding region runs from base 997 to 1902 and encodes 301 amino acids. The transcript has 2 exons. The record is from RefSeq and is a predicted model, not a curated record.